CUGAAACGUGUGAUAGCCGUCUUUUUCUCGAGGUGACGGAGCUGAGCAGACACGCGCUGCGUGCUGCUGCAGAGAUUUACUAAUCAUGGUGCUGUUGCACGUGUUAUUCGAGCAUGCGUCAGGUUAUGCGCUGUUUGCAGUCAAAGAGGUGGAGGAGAUCGGUAUGCUGCUGCCUCAGGUGGAGGAGAGCGUGCUGAGCAUUGGAAAGUUCAACAGCAUGGUGAGCCUGGCUGCCUUUUUCCCCUUCAAGUCGGCCCAGGCUGCUCUGGAGAACAUGAACGCCAUCUCUGAAGGUGUGGUUCAUGCUGACCUGAAGUUGUUCCUGGAGACAAACCUGUCGCUCUCUGGGAAGAAGAAAGCCAUGUUGGGGGUUUCAGAUGCAAAAGUUGGAGCAGCCUUGCAAGAGGAAUUUACGAUUUCCAUCCAGACCGGUGGGGUGGUGGCAGAGAUUACCAGAGGUGUACGUCUGCACUUCCACUCCCUGGUGAAGGGCCUGACUGCCCAGGCUGCCUCCAAGGCUCAGCUGGGUCUGGGUCACAGCUACUCCAGAGCUAAAGUAAAGUUCAACGUCAACAGGGUGGACAACAUGAUCAUCCAGUCCAUCGCUCUGUUGGAUCAGCUGGACAAAGACAUCAACACUUUCUCCAUGCGUGUUCGUGAAUGGUACGGCUACCACUUCCCAGAGCUGAUCAAGAUCGUGGCAGACAACUCGACGUACUGCCGCCUGGCUCAGCUCAUUGGAAACAGGAAGGAGCUAUCGGAGGAGAGUCUGGAGAGCCUGGAGGAAGUGGUGAUGGAUGCCGCCAAGGCUCAGGCCAUCCUGGAUGCAUCACGCUCCUCUAUGGGUAUGGACAUCUCUCCCAUUGACCUGAUCAACAUAGAGAGGUUCUCCAAUCGUGUAGUGUCUCUGGCUGCCUAUCGGCUGGAGUUGCAGGAGUACCUGCGUUCAAAGAUGAGCCAGGUAGCUCCAAAUCUCGCGGCCUUAAUCGGAGAAGUGGUGGGAGCUCGCCUGAUCUCCCAUGCUGGGAGUCUGACCAACCUGGCCAAGUACCCGGCCUCCACCGUUCAGAUCUUGGGAGCAGAGAAGGCCCUGUUCAGAGCCCUAAAGACUCGUGGCAACACCCCCAAGUACGGGCUCAUCUUCCACUCCACCUUCAUCGGACGUGCCGCCGCCAAGAACAAAGGCCGCAUCUCCAGAUACCUGGCCAACAAGUGCACCAUCGCCUCACGCAUCGACUGUUUCUCUGAGGUACCCACGAGCGUGUUUGGUGACAAGCUGCGCGAACAGGUGGAGGAGCGCUUGUCUUUCUAUGAGACGGGCGACGUGCCACGGAAAAAUGUGGAUGUCAUGAAAGAGGCUGUGAAAGAGGCUACUGAUGUUGCAGCUGAGAUCAAGCGCAAACUGGAGAAGAAGGAAAAGAAACGCAAAAAGCGCGAAAAGAAGUUGCAAGAGGAAAACGGUGAAGCCAACGGUGAAGUUGAGGUAGAGAAUGGAGAAGCAGAGGUCACUGUAGUAAAGAAGAAAAAGAAAAAACAAGCAGCCGAGGAGAAUGAGGCAGAGAUGGAGGAGGCCCCUGCUGCAGAGAACGGAGCAGCGGACACUCCAGCCAAGAAGAAAAAGAAACGAAAAGCCGAAGCCGAGGUGGAGGUCAAGGCAGAAGAAGCUGCUGCCACAGAUAACGGAGCAGAGGAAACAGAAACUCCUGCCAAGAAGAAAAAGAAACGAAAGACUGAGGGAGCAGAGCCAGCAGAGGAGACCCCAGAAACACCUGUGUCUGAGAAGAAAAAGAAAAAGAAGAAAAAAGAGGCUGCAGACUAGACACUGUGGUCAAAGACUGAAUCUUUAUAUCCGUGUACAGUUUCUUUUUAUUCACUUUACUUUUAAUCCGAAGCUAGAUUAUGUAAGCAGCUUUAUGUUAUACCGUCUUUUUUUGGAAACCUCAAAGCAGGUUAGGCUGCAAAGAAAUGCUUAUGACUGUGCCUUGAAGUCAGUGACAUUUACUUGUAAUUCUGUAAAUAGCUAUGAAUUAAACUUUUGUCAAGUAAAAACA
Molecule: messenger RNA, 2051 nt
Organism: Epinephelus lanceolatus (giant grouper)
Lineage: Eukaryota; Metazoa; Chordata; Actinopteri; Perciformes; Serranidae
Gene: nop56
Product: NOP56 ribonucleoprotein homolog
Cellular component (GO): small-subunit processome; box C/D methylation guide snoRNP complex
Molecular function (GO): snoRNA binding
Source: RefSeq, a predicted model, not a curated record